Molecule: messenger RNA, 1089 nt
Organism: Caenorhabditis remanei
Lineage: Eukaryota; Metazoa; Nematoda; Chromadorea; Rhabditida; Rhabditidae
Exons: 4
Coding region: 1-1089 (362 amino acids)
Biological process (GO): protein phosphorylation
Molecular function (GO): protein kinase activity; ATP binding
Source: RefSeq, a predicted model, not a curated record
AUGUCUGACAAAAUCAAGACUUCUGAACUUGAAGAUAUCCAAGUAUUGUCCUCGGAAGACUUCUACAGCAAAGAUGCGAGAACCACGUCUGUAAAGGGAUUCCAUCUCCUGAAAAAAAUUGAGAGCGGCGGAUUUGGAAUUGUAUUUCUUGGAGAGCACAAGAAUAAUGAUCAGUUGUUUGCAAUAAAAAUUGUGAACAAGUGGAAGCUGAUGAAACCAAUCUUCCAAGAAUCGGUGAAAAGGGAGUUGAGAGUUCAUAAAGAACUCGACCACCCUUUCAUCAUCAAGAUGAUGGCAGCAUUCCAAACCCCCACAAGAAUCUGUAUGGUCCUGGAGCUGGCUUCUCAAAUCAGUAUGGCAGAGCUUCCUGAGAUUCUCCCAAAGGAAGAUAUCAAAUACUGGCUGGCAGAAGUCUGGCAAGGACUAGAUUUCCUUCAUGAAAAAUCCAUCGUGCACCGGGACAUCAAAAAAGAGAAUAUCCUUCUUGCGACUGACGGUCACGUCAAAAUCGGAGAUUUUGGAUUCGCCAGAGAUGACAUGGAGAAGGAUACAAAAGCCUUCGAAGUCGUUGGUACAGCAUUUUGCAUGUCCCCGGAAAUGUUCAAGAGGGCUGGAUACACCCGUGCCACCGAUAUUUGGGCGUUUGGAGUCCUGGCAUUGGAGCUGAUCACCAAUGAAAAUCUUUUUGGGACUGGCGAUCAAAAUGAAAUUGCUAGUAUCCUCAAAAAGAUGCAAAGCUGCGACCAGUUGGAAUUCCCCAAGAAUCUCAGAGGAAAAAAGCUGGACUUUGUGAAAGGAAUGCUCCAGUUUGAAGAAAACAGAAUGAGCUUGAAUGAGGUUCGAGCCCACCGAUUCUUCUGUGGAGUCAAAUGGGACGCACUUCUGGACUACACUUUUGAAGGAGCUCCAUAUCAUUUGCCAGAAAAAAAAGAUUGCAACACGCCAAUCAUUCUGGAGGAGCCAACAGUUGCAGUUUCGCUUGUAUUCGACGAUUUUGAAUUCAGCAAUUUGUUCAAUCCAAUUCAAGAAAUCUUCAAGGUCCUGUUCCCUUAUCUCAUCGCCGACACACUGCCACACCAAUCAAUCUGA